AUGUGGACUUCCUAUGUGCGUGCCACGACUUUGUGCUGGGUUCUUGGUAGCCUCUUCACCGAGCCCUCAUCCGCGCAGGUUAUCUACGAAGACCUUGACCUGGUACCAAAAUACCUCAAAGCACAUGCUAUAGUGAUGGGGCUCGUAUUCACCGUCAUGCUGCCCCUCGGCGUAUUUGCCAUUCGGUUUCUCAAGGGCAAAAACGCAGUCUUGAUACAUGCUGGAUGGCAGCUGUUUAGCUGGGUGUUGAUUAUUGCUGGGCUUGGGUGUGGAAUUAGGGUGGGAAAGAUUCUGGACCGACUUGAAAACAAUCCGCAUACAAUCAUCGGCACUACUGUGGUAGUCCUCAUGCUCCUUCAACCGUUUAUUGGACUUGCUCAUCACCUUAGGUUCCGCAAGACAAAAAUGCGGACUGCAUGGACUCGUAUCCAUGUAUGGUAUGGGAGAGCGCUGAUUCUGUUGGGAAUCAUCAAUGGAGGUCUAGGAUUAAAACUUGCUGCAAAUACCACAAAAGGAAAGAUCGCCUAUGGAGUGGUGGGAGGUAUCUUCGGAAUGGGCAUUAUCGUGAUAGCGGCUCUAUUUGAAACUGAAAUCCUAACACAAUGGACCCAAUCGAAGACAGCACCAGAGCUAGGGAUGGCAGAAAGAACUGAGCAACAGCAAGAACAUGCUUAA
Messenger RNA from Penicillium lagena, 675 nucleotides. RefSeq names its product cytochrome b561 domain-containing protein. The coding region runs from base 1 to 675 and encodes 224 amino acids. NCBI's taxonomy places the organism in Eukaryota, Fungi, Ascomycota, Eurotiomycetes, Eurotiales, Aspergillaceae. The transcript has 3 exons. The record is from RefSeq and is a predicted model, not a curated record.